AUGGCAAGCAAUUUACCAGACAUGUUAGUGGACGAAUGUCUCGAGGAAAUUGUAAACGAAUACGAGACCGAAUAUUGGCGAAAAUACUUGGAGAUGACCUGGGACCAACUCAUUGAAGAGCUAGAUGACAUUCUUCACGAAUCCGACGAGUCCUUUGGGUCUAUCCCAUCCACACCCUUCAUGCAGUCACUACUACCCAGUGAGGACGAGAUGGAGAUUCAACAUGACCAUUCAUCCAUCACUCGUACAGAUGCCGCCUCAUCGACCUAUCUGAAGAUAUACUCAAGUUCCGUAGAGGGAGAAUCUGAUUGUAGCUCUCUGCUCUCAGAGUCGCUAAUUCACUUGCUUGCCCGCUUGGAGGACAUCGAGGAUAUCUCAGAAGACGACUCUGAGUAUCUGUCUCUGCGUAGCUUGGAGGUUGAUGACCAAUGGGCCAGCGAGAAGGCGGUUCAACAAUAUACUUCACAAGGUAGACCAGGUUCAUUCCUCCUUCUCGAUUUCUAA
Serendipita indica DSM 11827 is the source of this 504-nucleotide messenger RNA. NCBI's taxonomy places the organism in Eukaryota, Fungi, Basidiomycota, Agaricomycetes, Sebacinales, Serendipitaceae. The record is from the annotation of a GenBank genome assembly.